CCGUUGCAGCCGGUCACACUGCUGGGGGUUCGGUUUUUUCGGAGGUCCUUUUCGUCCUGCGAAAAAAACAGCAUAAUCUAGAGGGUGUGACCAAAUUGAACGACACGAAAUUUUCAUACUUUGCCCAGUCUUCGGAAUGUAAAGGUCCUUGCUCGUGUGUUGUGUUGCGUUUUCUCCGAAAUUGCAAAAACAAGAAAUCACAUCUCUCAAUUUAUUCGAACAUUACAAGCCUGAUUGCAUCGCAAGUGCUGGAUACGAAAAAUAGUACUCGAUUUAACGCGAAAAGGCCGAAAGUCUGACAACUGAAGACGAAAAAGUGCAGCAAAAAUGCACGGCAAUUUGGAUUCGGUGUCAAGAGGUUAGAAAACUCAGGCCCGUGAGCACGUAGCAGGAAAACGCCAGCAACGAGGGAAGGAAAUCGCCAGGAGCAACAAAGGACAGGAAGAGCAGGCACACAUUCCGAUUCCAAAGGGGGACAGCCGUUGGACAGCAGGCUAGGAUGGGCGACUAUCACGAGUUCACGGACCAGUACAAGGUGCCGGUGAUAGCGAAGCUUCUCCACGCCCUGCCCCACUACAACAUCACGUUCCACAAGAUCAACAGCACGUUCCGGCCCAACGAUGAGAUCUACCUGGAGAGCCUGGGCAUCUUGGGCUCUGUUCCGGCUGCCCUGCUGAUCGUGUCGCUGCUGGGACUGCUCUUCUAUCUGAUGACCCGCUGCUGCGACCGGAAGCCCCGGCCAGCCCACUCGAUCACCAGCCUGAAGGUGGCCCUGUCCAUUGUGACGGUCAUGUGCUGUGCGGCGAUCGGACUGGGACUGUAUGGCAACGACGAUCUGCACAACGGACUGCUGGAGGUGCUGACGGCGGGCAGGAAAGUGGACAACCUGGUCACCACCAUUCGCAACCAGACGCACAUCCUCGAGAACACGCUGACGAAUCGCAUAAGGCCGCAGCUGGUGGAACUGGCGGACAUCUUCGAUCAGCCGGUGUCGAAUCAAACGGCUCUCUCCAAGCUCUUUGUGUCGCUCAAUAUAGUCCAGGGAAAUGUUACUUUGGCCACCAAUGCGGCCAGCGAUAUCCGACGACCCCUGAUGGGCAUCUCCAUGACGCACUUCCUCACGCGUGGCGACCAAUGGGAACUGAUCCGCUGGCCGGGCACGGUGGCCACACUGGCCCUGCUCCUUGUCCUGUGCGCCGUGCUGCUGGUGGGCGUGGCCCGGCACUCGCGCUGCGCCCUAAUCUUAUUCAGCGUCUGCGGCCUGUUAGCCGUCACCGGUUCCUGGCUGAUGUCCGGUCUGUAUCUCUCGUCCUCGGUGGCCGUCGGUGACCUGUGCAUCUCGCCAGCGGACUUCCUCGUGUCCACGGCACCCCGGGACCUGCCCACAAACGUCCUGCUGCACUACACCCAAUGCGAGCCGGGCCACACGAACCCGUUCACGCAGCGGCUGAGGGAAUCGCAGAACUCGCUAAACAAUGCACGCAGUGCCAUGGCCACGGUGAUGAAGAUAUCACUAGUGCUCUUCAAAUCCUCGGGUCUGCAGCCAAAGCUGGGUGCCGUGAAUGCAGAUCUGAACAGCAGCGAGAGAUUGCUGACCCAGCUGACGGCCCUGGUGGACUGCAAGGCGGUGCAUCACAAUUUCCUGGCCGCCGCCCGUGGCCUGUGCGAGGGAGGACUCCUGGGACUGGUCCUAAUGCUGAUAGCCAGCUUCAUAGCGGCCAUUUUGCUGACCAUCAUGGUGUGGGUAGACUCGCACACGUGGAUCUACAUACGGAAGCGGAACGACUACGCCCAGGUGGAUGAGCCAUCGUACAUCUCGCAUCCGGCACCGCAGAAUCACCAGCAGAUGAUGAACGCCGCCAGGACGCUGCCGCGGAACCAUAAUGGGCACUUCAGCCCGCCAGUGAUCAGCGGCUCCCACACGCUCCAGCAUCCCAGCAAGCGGCAGCAGCACGAGAUGAUGGCCCACGCCCACAUCCAGCAGAACAUGCGCGCCAUGGGCACACACACGCUGGGCCGGCUGCCGUCGCACAACCACAGCCCCACCCACAUGACCGGUCCCAAUAAUGCAGCAGCAGUCGCAGUAGCAGCAAACGCCGCCGCCAACAUGCCGCCGACCACGCAGGCCGCCCAACAACAGCAGCAGGCACAGCAGCAGCAACAGCAGCAACAACAGCAGGCUCAGCAGCAACUGGGAGGACCCCAGCCAAUCUACUGCCAUCAUCCGCACCAGCAUCCGCACCCCCAUCCGCACCAGCACCCACACUCGCAUUCCGCCGCCGCCGUGGCCGCUGCAGUGCAGCACCAGCACGCGAUCUACCACCAGCAGCAGCAGCAGGCGCAGCAAUAUGGCACCUACACCACGUCCGCCCACCAUGCCCCGCACCACUUGGGGCCGAGCCAGAGCCAGAUCUACCAGCAGAUCCCGGCCCAUUUGGCGCCCCAACUGGCGGCCAAUGGGAAUCCGCACUCCAUAUACCAGCCGCUGGUCGCCGUCAGCCAGGGCUCCAUCUAUGUAUCCAACCUGGCCACGAUGCGGCGGCAGAACAGCCAGGGUGGUCCGCAGAUACCGGCGCACCAGCACCCGCCCAGCUUGCAUCCGCAGCAGCAGCAGCCGCCGCCGCCCUCGCAGCAGCAGCAGCAGCUGCAUCAGCUCAAGUCGCCGCAGCAACACCAGCAGCAGUUGCAGCAGCAACAGCAGCAACAGCAGCACCAGCAACACCACCAGCAGCAUCAGCAGCAACAGCAGCAACACCACCAGCAGCAGCAGCUGCAGCAAAACGAAUCGGAUGUCAUACCCAUCAGCACGGCCAUGGACGGCGCCAUUUACGAUCGGGACAAGCAGAUCUACAAGUGCUCCACCUUGCGGCAGGGCGGCAAGUUCGACCCCAAGUACAAGCCAUCGAUACUCAACUGCCCGCUGCCGGAGAUCCCCAAGGACGCCGAGCAGCCCAAGGUGGAGUCCAUCUACGAGCAGCGCCAGCAGGCCCACCACCAAAACUACUCCAAGACCCUGCAGCGGCCGCCGAUGAAGUUGCCGCCGCAGAUGAAGGCGAUUCCGCCGCCACGCAUUGGAACGCCCACCUCGCCGCCACCGCCCGUCGCCCAGCCGCUGGGCGAGGCCAACGGAGGAGUGCCGUCGGGCCUCCAGAACGGAGGAGGCAGUGGAGGAGGCGGAUCAGGAGGCAACGCCAACGAGGACACCUCGCUGCCGCCGCCGCCGCUGGAGGCGCAAGCGGAGGCAACCAAGGGUCGAAUGGGGCCAGGAGCUGGACCAGGAGCGGCAGCCAAUGGCAAGGUCCUGCACAACGGCGGAGGCGGUGGGGGCGUGGCCGGCGGCGGCGGAGGAGCGGUGGACGACGACGAUGACCUGCCGCCGCCACCGCCAGCGAUAACUGACGAGAGCAACUAUGCGGUGACGGAGCUGUAAGAUGGACGGGACCGAAGAGGAUGAAAAAGGGAACGAAAACCAGCAAAAGGCAGGCAAAAAACCAAAAACGAGACAGGAAUUGGUCAGGACUCGAGUUCGGGGCGUCUUCCCACAACUCGGAUGUAGGAUAGAUACUGUUUAUCGGUGGGAACCGACGGAACCGGGGUACUGGGACUAUGGAGUGCUGGAGCGACGAGUGUUCCUUCUUGAUUUGUUGCAUUUAACGUAUCGUAGCGAAAUCGUAUCCUAGACCGGAGUCCUGCUUUUCGACUUUUGUACAUACUGCACACUGGACUCUAUCCGCGUAUCCGGGCAACCAGAAGGAUGCGGAUGCAGCGGAGGUGAGCACACGGAUACUAGACACGCACAGACGACAGACAGACGGACGGACAUGUAACAUAUAUCAGCGAUCUAUUACUUAUAUAUAGAUAUAUAUAUCCAUUUA
This is a messenger RNA of Drosophila biarmipes, 3875 nucleotides long. RefSeq names its product protein tweety. The transcript has 8 exons. The record is from RefSeq and is a predicted model, not a curated record. NCBI's taxonomy places the organism in Eukaryota, Metazoa, Arthropoda, Insecta, Diptera, Drosophilidae. Gene Ontology annotation, molecular function: volume-sensitive chloride channel activity; intracellularly calcium-gated chloride channel activity. Bases 500 to 3430 code for a protein of 976 amino acids. Gene Ontology annotation, cellular component: plasma membrane.